Molecule: messenger RNA, 4231 nt
Organism: Triplophysa dalaica
Lineage: Eukaryota; Metazoa; Chordata; Actinopteri; Cypriniformes; Nemacheilidae
Product: zinc finger protein 271-like
Exons: 4
Coding region: 182-3193 (1003 amino acids)
Source: RefSeq, a predicted model, not a curated record
ACAUCAAGCGCUGCGUGUAACGUUAUAAAUAACUGUGAUUUCGACUCUUUUGUGUUAUAUUUACGGUACAUGAAGGUUUUCUCGAUUUUUUGCGUUGGAUUCAUCAAGUCAUUCACAGUUUCAAAGCAAACGAGAAGAAAUGUAAGAAUAUCGUGUUUAAAUCUGAGUUUUUUGUGUUCAGAUGUUGAGGAUGACGUCACGGGUGGAUGUGAUGUGCUGUAAAUCAGUAGGAACUGAUCUGUCCAUGCUGGAUAUUGAUGAUUUCAUCAUAGAAAUCUGUCAGCUGAAGAAAGAGGUGGAGUUACUGGAGGAAAAGCUGAGAACAAGAGGAGAUGAACUCAACACUGAGGAUGUGUCGGAGGUUUUGUGGAGUCAAUCUUCAGUCUGUGUGAAUGAUGGGAGCUUCAAAGAAUCUCUGUAUUCAGUGUGGAGCAGCGGAGAUCAGAUCACACCACAGCCACUGCUGGACAAACUCUCUGAAAAGAAAUCCAGCCUCACUUUACUCUGUUAUACUGACACAAACCCCACAGACGCUCAGGACACUGCGUGUGACAGUAAUCACACAUUGAAUCAGGAUGAAUCUACUGAUCAAACCUCCACAGAGUCUCUGGGUUCUGUCUGUAACGCUGGAGAACAGCAGACCCUGAACACCAUACAACUGAAGAUGUGUUCUGUCAAACUGAUGGACUGCAGGAAACUGAUGGAGAUGAAAACAGAACUCACACCAGAGAAAGAUCAAACUGAUGAAGAGGAGAAUCAUGAGGAUUUUGUUCCUUCAGUCAGUCUUGAAAUAAAAACAGAACCCAAAUCAGAGGAAGAACCAACUGAAGAACAUGAGAAUGAUGAUUUUAUUCCUUCAGAUGAGAGGAUUGAUUCAUGUGUUGAUGGAGAAAUGGCCUCUACGUCAAAACAGCGACUGACAGCACAAACUCUUUCCCGCAUCACCUGUGGGAAGACAUUCAGUUCACAGAGACAUUUCAAGACACUUGAGAGAAAACACACAGAACAGAAACUCUUCACCUGCACCAGAUGUGACAUCAGCUUUCCUACCUCACAAGAGAAGAAACUUCAUUCACAAGAGCACAGAGACAAGAAACACUUUCACUGUGAGCAGUGUGGGAAGAAUUUUCUCUCGUCUUCUCGUCUGAAAGUUCAUGUGCGGACACACAGCGGUGAAAAGUCUUUGCACUGCAGUGAAUGUGACAAAUAUUUCAGCACCAAAGCAAAUCUUGUUCUUCAUCAGAGAAUUCACACUGGAGAAAAACGCUGUGAGAAGAGAUUCGUAAGUCUUCAGACUCAUCAGAAGAAACACGCUGAAGAACAAACUGAUCUAAAGUCAAACCAAACUACACAUACCAAGGAGAAACUCUUUCAAUGUUCAAAAUGUGAGAAACGCUUCCGUCAUAAAUCUCAUCAGAUAACUCAUGAGAGAACUCACACUGGAGAAAGACCUUACCACUGCCCUCACUGUGGAAAGAGCUUUUCCUAUCAAUAUUCUUUAAGAGUUCAUCUGAGAAUUCACACUGGUGAGAAUCCUUAUCAGUGCAGUGUUUGUGGGAAGAGUUUUAAUCAACAUAAUAAUUUAGUGAGACACCAGAGAAUUCACACUGGAGAGAAACCUUAUCACUGCAGUGUUUGUGGAAAGGGUUUUACUCAACAAACUGGCCUAGUAAAUCAUCAGAGAAUUCAUACAGGUGAAAGACCCUUUAAAUGUUCUCAGUGUGACAAGUCAUUUGAUCAAGUGAGUUCCUUGAAAACCCACGAGGAAACUCACACCGGAGAGAAACCUUAUCAGUGCUCGAGGUGCGGAGAGAGCUUCACUUAUUUAAGACAUCUUCAGACUCAUCAGAAGAAACACGCUGAAGAACAAACUGAUCUAAAGUCACACAAAACAACACAUACCCAGGAGAAACGCUUUCAGUGUUCACACUGUGAGAAACGCUUCCGUCGUAAAGCUAAUCGGAUAAUUCAUGAGAGAGUUCACACUGGAGAGAAACCGCAUGUCUGCCCUCAAUGUGGAAAGAGCUUUUCCAAUCAAAGUACUUUAAGAGUUCAUCUGAGAAUUCACACCGGAGAGAAACCUUAUCAGUGCAGUGUUUGUGGGAAGAGUUUUAAUAGUCAUCACAAUUUAAUGAGACACCAGAUAAUUCACACUGGAGAAAGACCUUAUCUCUGUAAAGUUUGUGGAAAGGGUUUCACUCAACAAGCUGGACUAGUAAGACAUCAGAGACUUCAUACAGGUGAAAGACCCUUUAAAUGUUCUCACUGUGACAAGUCAUUUGCUCAAAUGAGUGCCUUGAAAAACCACGAGAGAAUUCAUAUUGGAGAGAAACCUUAUCAGUGCUCGAGCUGCGGAGAGAGAUUCACUUAUUUAAGACAUCUUCAGACUCAUCAGAAGAAACACGCUAAAGAACAAACUGAUCUAAAGUCACACCAAACUACACAUAUCGAGGAGAAACGCUUUCAGUGUUCAUACUGUGAGAAACUGUUCCGUCAUAAAGCUAAUCGGAUAAUUCAUGAGAGAACUCACACCGGAGAGAAACCUCACCAGUGCUCGAGCUGUGGAAAGAGCUUUUCUCAUCCAAGUUCUCUUAGAGUUCAUCUGAGAAUUCACACUGGAGAGAGACCAUAUCAGUGCAGUGUUUGUGGAAAGGGUUUCACUCAUCAAACUGGCCUAGUAAAUCAUCAGAGAAUUCAUACAGGUGAAAGACCCUUUAAAUGUUCUCAUUGUGACAAGUCGUUUGCUCGAAUGAGUGCCUUGAAAAACCAUGAGAGAAUUCAUACUGGAGAGAAACCUUAUCAGUGCUCGAGCUGCGGAGAGAGAUUCACUUAUUUAAGAAGUCUUCAGACUCAUCAGGAGAAACACGCUGAAGAACAAACUGAUCUGAAGUCACACCAAACAACACAUACAGAGGAGAAACUCUUUCAAUGUUCACACUGUGAGAAACGCUUCCGUCAAAAAGCUAAUCAGAUAAUUCAUGAGAGAACUCACACUGGAGAAAGACCUUUUCUCUGCCCUUACUGUGGAAAGAGCUUUACUCAGCCAAGUUCUUUUAGAGUUCAUCAGAGAAUUCACACUGGAGAGAAACCUUAUCAGUGCUCGAGCUGCGGAGAGAGAUUCACUUAUUUAAAAAGUCUUCAGACUCAUCAGAAGAAACACGCUGAAGAACAAACAGCUCUGGAAAUAUUAUAGCUUCUAUAACCUGGAAUAAUUUUACUCUCAGUAUUUUUCUGUGAUAUACGUUCAAAUAAAAAUUAUUCUGCAUGUCUUUCCUCAUGUACGAAUGAAAAUGAAUCUGUUUAAUGUUAUUUGUAUGAUUAGUAGCGUCUUUUGCUUAUGACAGUUUGUAGUUUAGAUGAGGAUGAUGACACAAGGUGGUUUAACUUGAGCGGCAUAAUCUGUGGUUGUCUCGGGAUAGGGGAGGAGGGCAGAAAGAGAAUCAUCAGCAUAGCCGUAGCUGCUGUUCAUUACUUUUAAUGAUAAUACUGGCCUGACCUGAAUGAACUAAACUAAUCAAUCAGGCUUAAAUGGGUUUCAUAACAUUUAACUUUAGUUCAUGUGAUCAUACUGAUUCAAUCAAGGCUCAGUUAGUCAAGAUAAUAGCACACACAAGAUAUUAAAGGGAUAGUUCACCCAAACGUGAAAAUUCUGUCAUCAUUUACUCACAUUCGAGUUGUUCCAAAUCUGUACAAACCACCAAGCUGGAAGACAAAGACAGUUCACUUUUCUUCCCAAAAGUGACAUCCCCUGAUUGAGUCAUCGUUACAGUUUAAAGAGAUCAUAGUCUCUAUAGUUUCGGGUCCUCUUUUUCUGUUCCAUCUCUUCCGCUUCACUCGGCCUUUGUCGUUUCUACAAGGACCCUGACCCCUAAAUCUGUGCCAGGCUACAAGCUCUGUAGAAGAUUUUAUACCUAAAGAGAUAAAUAAUGAGAAGUUGUGUAUUUAAGAUGGCUCAAAGGAAGAGAAGUUCCUUUGCAAACCAACUCAACUGCCAACGGCAUCAAAACUUGUGACUGAAGAUUAUUUUCUACAAACAAAGAAAAAGGCACAACACCUCCACCCAAGAUCAGCUGAAGCCUCAACAAACUGCAUCAGGACACUUUCUUUCCUUUUAUGGGCAAGUAUCAUAAUGAGGCUUAUUAAACAGUUCAUCAUAAAUCCAUUUCACAAAGAUGUCUUCGAAUGAAGAAACUGAUGGUCUGGUUCAGGCUGUUGAUCUGCUGAAUUUCAA